AUGUUGGGGACCGCACUAUGGGUUAUCUCCAAUACGACGUGUAUCUCUCUCGUCGCCCUGUUAAGCAUCCCGGCAUUUUGGAGCCUUGUCCAACGGGUCCAGCGCAAGGACAGGUACACUCGGUACCUGGGUGCUUUUUAUGAGGAUCAAGAUGGCGAAACCACAAAGGCAUCCCUCCUAAGAGCCUCGUCUUUAUACAGGGUAAAGCUGCACUUUCUGGCCUCCAUGGUUGCAGGAGGAGCAAUAGUAGCUCUCCUUCGAGCACUGGUUUCGCUUUCAGCUGUUAGUGAUGAGCCAGGGUUUGUUCUCGGUAGUUGGCUGCAGACUCUGACAUGGGUUCUUAUCCUAAUCCAAUACCUGUCGCUGAUGAUGGAACCAGUAUGGACAGCACGUUUCACGCUGGGGUGGAAGGGCGCCUUAUCUUGUUGUCUUGUAAUUACGGAAACUGCCCUCCAGAUAUACAACCGGCCCUACAUAGGCAACAUGCAGGCAAUCCUUCUUGGCGUCAAUGUAGGAUUGGCUAUUCUUGUUAUUCCUCUCAGUCUCUCCCUACCACAGCGGCCUGAGGUGCUCUAUCAGGGCCUUCCCGUGGACCGAGAGAAGUCAACUUCCAUCCUUGGGCGCCUGGUGUUUGGCUGGGCCAGCGACAUGAUCACAACGGCUGCGAGAUCAGACGACCGACUUUGUCUAAAUGAUCUACCCCAGUUAGAUCACCAAACCAGGGCAAAGACCCUCCAAGGAGCAUUUGUUCGGAAACUACAGUUCCACAUGACUGAUUCCAAAGAGGCCGACGGAACACGUUUAUGGCGAGUGAUUUUCAGUCUACAUGGUACAUACCUGACCAUUCAAUGGAUCUUCUGUCUACCUUUGGCUCUUCUGAGCUUUUUGCCCCAUAUUGCACUGUUGCGAAUUCUCCGAUUAAUGGAAGAGCGCUCUUUGCCGGACAAAGAAGCAACAAAUACAGCGAGUCUUUGCUUUUGGGUAGUAGGCAUCGGGGCUGCGGUCUUGACCUCGACCUGUCUUGACAAUUGGCUGACCUGGGUCGGGCUCAAUAAAGUCGGCAUCAGGGUUCUCGAAGAACUAACAGCUGCCGUCUUUAACAAGACUCUGCGCCUAAGCAACGCUGCAUCGUCUCCGAUUGAUGAGGUCUCCAUCAACGAUGACCAGUUGAAAUCCGAGAAAGGCCCAGGAGGCGAUAGCGACUGCCGUGGCCAGCUCAAUGCGCAGGGCAUAAUCAACCUUGUGGCAGUCGACGCUAUGCGCAUCAGUUAUGGAAUAUCCAUUGGAUUCUAUAACAUACUAGAGCCCAUGAAAAUUAUCAUUGCUUGUGUAUAUCUGUUGCAAAUCCUUGGGUGGAAGCCACUAGUGACAGGAACUCUAUGCCUGGUUCUGAUCUUCCCCAUGAACUACGUAUGCAUGCAACAGUACACAAAGAUUGGGAAUACAAUCAUGACCCGCCGGGACAGCAAGUUGGCCAUCCUGACAGAAGCCAUACACGGUGUCCGGCAGAUCAAGUUCGCAGCACUGGAACGUGCAUGGGAGGAAAAGAUCAAUACUCUCCGAGACAGAGAGCUGUCUGCUCAGGCCAAGUCUUUUCACUGGAGAGUGCUCAAUGAAUGUCUAUGGCUACUCGGCCCUAUCCUAAUCACAGUUGUAUCACUGUCGACUUACAUCUGGCUGCACGAAGCGUUGCCAGCGCAUGUAGCCUUUACAGCUCUUGCAUUACUUCAUUCUGUUGCAAUCAGCCUGGCGACUGUCCCCACAGUCCUGUCACCUUUUUUGGACGCAGUGGUUAGUGUGCGCAGGGUUAAUGAGUUCUUAUGUUGGGAUGAAAAGUCAUCGAGUGCAAAUGGCUGCUGUGGCAGCAUUCAGUUCGCGAAUGCCUCAAUUGCCUGGUCAGGAAGCCGAAGAAAGACCUGUGCACGCCCAUGGACGCUCCAUGGAGUCACCCUUGAUAUCCCGCAACAUGGCUUGACGCUAGUGUCAGGUCGAACUGGUGCAGGGAAAAGCUUGUUGCUUGCCGCCAUCCUCGGUGAAUGUGAAGUGCAUGCGGGGGUUGUCAGGGUUCCGCGAUCACCGUCCUAUGCGAAGAUAUACGCAGCACCCGAGCGAGAGACGCAGUGGAUCGUUGAUGGGGCUAAGGCAUAUGUUCCGCAGACACCCUGGAUCGAAGCAACAACUGUCAGGAACAAUAUCCUAUUUGGACUACCCAUGAACAUGGAGAGGUACAACAAAGUCCUUUUUGCAUGUGGGCUGAUUCACGACCUGCAUCAUCUCGAGAACGGCGACCAAACAGAGCUUGGGUCCAGGGGUGUCAAUUUGAGCGGUGGCCAGAAAGCACGCAUUGCACUUGCUCGAGCAAUCUAUUCCCGGGCUGAGAUCCUCAUCCUAGAUGAUAUCUUCAGCUCGGUGGACGUUCAUACUUCCCAACAUCUAUUCGCUCAUGCCUUGACCGGAGAGCUCGCCAUGGGGCGAACGCGAAUUCUGGCGACACAUAACGUUGGACUUUGCUUUCCCAAGGCUGACUAUCUCGUGUAUCUAGACAAUGAAUGCUUGCAGUUCGCCGGGCCCCAGUCGGAAGCACACUCGGAGGCCUACGGCGGAUUCAAGUAUACGUCUCAUGCAGAUUCCUGUCAAAAGCCGUCAUUGCCUCCAGUAUUGAACGAGAAUGGUUCUGAUCUCAUCGGAAAGGAAGAUAUCAGAGCCUCGAACGAUUCCCAAGCAGUUCUCACGGGUGGGGAUUUGCAAGCAAACGACCAGCGGAGAACAGUGUUGUUCUCGCAAUAUAUUCGGAACAGCGGAGGCUGGCGUCGUUGGGGCCCUUUGUUUGGGGCCUUUCUGGCAUUCACUGGGCUGAUCCUGGCGCAGCUUCUCUUUGUCAUCUUGCGAGCACCCCUGCAAUGGCUGGACUCUGUUCCAGUUGGCAGUCUCCUGAAUCGAUUCUCAUCUGAUUUCAGUAGAGUUGAUUCUAUGCUUGGGUACAACUUGCACCUGACAUUAGCGGCCGUCGUGGAAUGCACGGGAGUAAUUCUGGCAGGAAUUAUUGCCAGCCCAGCUAUGAUUGUCCUGUCAACAGCUCUACUCGCUUGUUGUAUCUGGUAUGCCCGUCAAUAUCUGGUGGUUGCGCAGCAGAUAAAGGCCAUCGAGGCGUCAUACCGAGGACCAAUAUAUGAGCUCUUCAAUGCCGUAACGACCGGACUCUGGACCAUCCGCGCCUUUGGGAAACACGAAAGCCUACAUUCAUUUGAUGCAGGCGCACAUCGACCGCCACGCUCGGGCAUGGUGGCAUUUGUACCUUCUAAACCGAUGGAUGACCUUUCGGUCUUGGGAGUCCGAACCUACUCCAAUCUCGAUAUGGACAUGAACGCUGUCAAGCAGGUGACCGAAUAUCUGUCUCUCCAGAUGGAAGAUUAUGAUAGAGGCGCGGACGUGUCGCCCUCGUGGCCAUCACACGGUCGACUGGAAAUCCGUGAUCUGAAUGUUCGGUAUGGACCUGGUCUCGCAGCUGUCAUUCAACAAGUCUGUCUCAACAUUGAACCUGGACAAAGCAUCGGGAUUGUUGGACGCACGGGUGCAGGGAAAUCCUCCCUUGUGCUUGCUCUUUUUCGGUUCUUAGAAACCCGGGAAAGGGACGGUCAGAUCCUCAUUGACGGUACCGACAUCUCCUCCAUAAAACUAGAAACCCUGCGCAGUAGACUGGCGAUAAUUCCCCAGAAUCCUGUGUUAUUCGCUGGGACGAUCCGAUCUAAUUUAGACCCGAGGGGCAUACACGACGACCCCGAGCUUCUUCGAGCCCUGGAGUAUGUCUCCUGGACGCCCGCUCUUGACGCAAGGGUAUGCGAAGGCGGCUCAAACUUUUCGGUUGGGCAACGUCAACUUCUGUGUCUCGCCCGCGUGAUGAUCUCGUCGCCGAAGAUCUUGGUGCUGGAUGAAUCUACGUCUGCAGUGGACCGGACGACGGACGAUCUCAUCCAGCGGUCAAUUAGGUCAAAUUUCAGUGGUGAGGCGGCGGCGCCGACGUUGUUGGUCAUUGCCCAUCGUAUCAGCAACGUGGUUGAUUUUGAUAAGAUCCUGGUCCUGGACGCAGGACGGGCCGUAGAGUUUGGCUCCCCUCGUGGGCUGAUGGGCAAAUCGAAUGGGGUGUUUAGAAGCAUGGUGGAAAAGGAUGCGGAUCGAGAAUACCUGCAGGAGACGAUCAAUGCUCAUGGGUAG
Molecule: messenger RNA, 4212 nt
Organism: Aspergillus terreus NIH2624
Lineage: Eukaryota; Fungi; Ascomycota; Eurotiomycetes; Eurotiales; Aspergillaceae
Exons: 4
Coding region: 1-4212 (1403 amino acids)
Biological process (GO): transmembrane transport
Cellular component (GO): membrane
Molecular function (GO): ABC-type transporter activity; ATP hydrolysis activity; ATP binding
Source: RefSeq, a predicted model, not a curated record